GCCCGCCUUUUAUGAUCUUUCCUCUUCUGCCCCUCGCACUAUGGGCCCCAGUCCCAGGAGCCUAUUCCGCACAGCGAAGGGGAGCAGGAUAAAGUAAGUAUCAAGAGUCUUCAUGUGUUGUCUGACAUUCCUGGCCAGGACAAGAUGGCAGUAAAGCCGGAAAUAAUCAUGGCGGCUGCAGCCGGGGAGGGCUUCCCUAGCCCAGGAGGCAUAGAGAAGGACCUGCUGCCCCAUCACUAUACCAUCCAAGGGGCGCCCAGUGUGUCCCCUCCCAGUACACCAUCUGUCCCAAGCAUUGUAGUAGCAGCUGCUGCCAGCAGGGGUCCUGCCAGUAAGGCCAUUGCUGGGGCCCCCCCGGGGAUGGGGACAGCCACAGCAGGCAGCCAGGGGCCUGGCGUAAGUGUAGCCCCAGCUGGGACUGCAACUGGGCAGGUAACAGAGACCGUGUCUGCCAGCAGUGUUAGUCUAAUGCUGGCUGGCGCUGCCAGCAUGUCACCAGACUCGGUGAGCAUGGCUUCGGUAGGCACUGGCAGCCUGUCGCCCUCGGGCCACGUGAGUGUGGCCUGUGCUGGAGCUGGGAGUGUGGCGGGCCUAGGAACCGUCACCCCGCUCAGGCCCGAGUAUCCCCUGGUGUCAAGCUUGCAGAGCGAGGGCGACAUGAGUGAGCGGGACGGAAGUCAGAGGGUGACCAUGGCCAGUCCAAAGGUAUCCACGAAAGGGAUGUCAUCGCGGAGGCACUCCCAGCGCAGAGAAGGCCGAGCUCACAGACAGGCCAAGAAGGAAGGCAGCAGUGGCCAGAGGAGGUCAUCCCGGCGGGCUGUGACUUCCAGGGAGACGCAGAAAUCCAACCACCAGCCCGGGGGAAGCCGCCACAGCCCAUCUUCCCACAAAGCCACCAGCCGCAGCCCAUCUGUAAAGGAUUCCAGGUGAGAGGAGUUGCUUGCCAGCUG
Messenger RNA from Vombatus ursinus (common wombat), 950 nucleotides. RefSeq names its product protein FAM71B-like. NCBI's taxonomy places the organism in Eukaryota, Metazoa, Chordata, Mammalia, Diprotodontia, Vombatidae. The transcript has a single exon. Bases 145 to 930 code for a protein of 261 amino acids. The record is from RefSeq and is a predicted model, not a curated record.